Molecule: messenger RNA, 1787 nt
Organism: Rhododendron vialii
Lineage: Eukaryota; Viridiplantae; Streptophyta; Magnoliopsida; Ericales; Ericaceae
Product: beta-ketoacyl-[acyl-carrier-protein] synthase III, chloroplastic-like
Exons: 8
Coding region: 278-1477 (399 amino acids)
Biological process (GO): fatty acid biosynthetic process
Cellular component (GO): chloroplast
Molecular function (GO): 3-oxoacyl-[acyl-carrier-protein] synthase activity
Source: RefSeq, a predicted model, not a curated record
AGUUCAAAAGUUGGUCUGUUUCUCUUCGUUACCUCCGCCCCCUUCCAACGCCUCUCUCUCUCCUUUCAAACUCCUCACCCCUUCUCUCUCCCAACUGAAACAAUGCAAUCCUCUUUCUCUCUCCUCGCCUUCUUCUACCCCAGAUCCCACGCCCGCUCUGCCGUCGCCGAUAACGGCUCUCUCGUGCCUCCAUCUCCUUAAUUUAUUUAUUUACCUAAGAUAUCUUAUACAGUUGGUUUCUCCAUCUACUUGAUUUAUUAUUUAUCUCGCUCUAUAAAUGGCGAAUGCAUCUGGGUAUUUUUCGCCUUCAAUCCCGAGCCUGAGAAAGAGGUAUUCUCCGUCUAUUGGGAUGUAUCGGUCUGGGUUUCCUUCUGCUGAAGGAAUCUCCAAAAGGGUAUUCUGCUCUAGCACAAUUCAAGGUGCUGAGGCUUCCCCUUCUAAAUAUCGGGUGCCGAGGCUUAUCAGCAAAGGCUGCAAACUAGUUGGAUGUGGAUCUGCAGUACCGAAUCUCAAGGUUUCCAAUGAUGAUCUUGCGAAAUUUGUGGAUACUUCAGAUGAGUGGAUUUCUGUUCGCACUGGAAUUCAUAAUCGACAUAUUCUAGCUGGCAACGAUACCUUGAUAGCUCUGGCUGUGGAGGCAGCCCAAAAAGCUCUUCAGAUGGCGGAGGUUGAUCCUGAUGAUGUGGACCUAGUCCUGUUGUGUACAUCAACUCCUGAGGAUCUUUUUGGUAGUGCUCCUCAGAUCCAAAAGGCGCUAGGCUGCAAAAGAAACCCAUUGGCUUAUGAUAUUACGGCUGCUUGUAGUGGGUUUUUGUUGGGUCUAGUUUCAGCUGCCUGUUAUAUUAGGGGAGGUGGCUUUAGUAAUGUUCUCGUGAUUGGGGCUGAUGCUCUUUCUCGUUAUGUUGAUUGGACUGACAGAGGGACCUGUAUUCUCUUUGGGGAUGCUGCUGGUGCAGUACUAGUACAAGCCUGCAACAGUGAAGAGGAUGGUUUAUUUGGAUUUGACAUGCAUAGCGAUGGCGGCGGCCAAAGGAACUUGAACGCCCCAAUUGUCGAAAAUGAAGUGGAUCAUGCUCUGGGUUCUAAUGGUUCAGUGUUAGGCUUCCCUCCUAGACGUUCCUCAUAUUCCUGCAUCCAGAUGAAAGGUAACGAGGUAUUUCGCUUUGCUGUUCGAUGUGUGCCGCAAUCAAUAGAAUCUGCCCUCCAAAAGGCUGGUCUCACGGUGUCUAGCAUUGAUUGGUUACUGCUCCAUCAGGCAAACCAGAGGAUCAUCGAUGCAGUUGCAACACGAUUAGAGGUCCCGCCAGAACGAGUCAUAUCUAAUUUGGCAAAUUAUGGUAACACAAGUGCAGCAUCCAUUCCAUUGGCAUUGGACGAAGCUGUACGAGGUGGGAAGGUAAAAUUAGGCGAUAUCAUUGCAGCUGCAGGUUUCGGUGCUGGUCUUACUUGGGGAUCCGCAAUUGUUAGAUGGGGAUGAAACCCUACCGUUCCUAGCAUCACUCACUUUGGAAGAAAAAAAUACCAUUGCAGCUGCAGGUUUCGGUGCUGGUCUUGCUUGGGGAUCCGCAAUUGUUAGAUGGGGACGAAACCCUACCUUUUCGGCACCACUUACUUCUGAAGAAAAAGUUGAGUCCCUUAUAAAAUUAUGCUGCAGUCGUCUACCAUUUCUGAAUGUCAUGUAGUUAUUUUCAAGGUUAUAAUACACAAUCUUCUCCGGCUUUUCUUUUGUAUUUCAGAUUGUCACUUGUAAACUUUUGAACCAUCAAUAAAGUUCAUUCUUUCUCCAA